Paramecium sonneborni is the source of this 342-nucleotide messenger RNA. Lineage: Eukaryota; Ciliophora; Oligohymenophorea; Peniculida; Parameciidae. The record is from the annotation of a GenBank genome assembly.
AUUUUUUAGACAAAAGAUUUACAACUUAGACAAUGAGUUAAUCAAUUACAGUGAUCAUCACAUAUGCUUAGAAAAACAAAGUUUAUAAUAUAGAAAUAGAUCCUACAACACAAGUUUAAGAGUUAAUAAAUGAAUUUUAAGAAAUGCUCCAACCAAAUGGAUAAGAGAAAAUUAUUCUAAAAUAUUAAGGAUAACAGCUUUUCCCUAAUAAGACAUUUGAUCAAUAAAAUGUUAAAAAAGGAACCUAAAUAGAAUUACUUAUUGAAACAAAAGGUGGACUCUGAUUAUCAAUUUAAAAGUGAUUAUGUUAUUGUUAAUAUAUAAUUUUGAUUAAGAAAAUGG